Trifolium pratense (red clover) is the source of this 1684-nucleotide messenger RNA. RefSeq names its product ribosome production factor 1. The record is from RefSeq and is a predicted model, not a curated record. Bases 190 to 1266 code for a protein of 358 amino acids. Gene Ontology annotation, biological process: maturation of LSU-rRNA; maturation of 5.8S rRNA. Gene Ontology annotation, cellular component: nucleolus; preribosome, large subunit precursor. NCBI's taxonomy places the organism in Eukaryota, Viridiplantae, Streptophyta, Magnoliopsida, Fabales, Fabaceae. Gene Ontology annotation, molecular function: rRNA primary transcript binding. The transcript has 11 exons.
GUAGUGACGAAAAACUCCGGGUCGACCGGUUUUUCUCCGAGUUAACGACGUCAUCAACGAGUCAACUAUACAUCCGACCCAUUCAAAUUACACAACCGAACCGGUUCACUCAAAACCCUAAUUGCAACAAUCCUCUCACUCUUUCUCCUUCUUCGCAAAAACCCUGAGGCUCGAACGUUUACUCCUUCAAUGGCGAUAGGUGGAAAGAGGAAGAGGAACAACGAUUCUGACGGCGAAGAUGAUUCUUCCAGGAGAAGAACCAGAACGGAGCCGGAAAAGGAGAUCAAAGAGCCAUUCCGUCCUUCCAUGAUUAAGAACAAGGAAAAACGAUCGGAAGUUCAUGCUAAAGUUAAGCAUCAGAAGAAGCUCGAAAAACGCGCUAAAUCGAAGGCUCGUGAAGCUGCUGUUCAAAGAGCUAUCGAACUCGGUGAAGAGCUUCCAGAGAAGAAGGUGCCGCGUACGAUUGAGAAUACAAGGGAAGUAGAUGAGACUGUUUGCAAGCCUGAUGAUGAAGAGCUAUUUGCUGGAAAUGAUGCUGAUGAAUUCAGUUCAAUUUUAAAUAGGCAGCAUAAUCCUAAGAUACUAAUCACCACUUGCCGCUUCAAUUCUACGAGGGGACCUGCUUUUAUAUCUGAAUUGCUUACGGUUAUACCAAAUGCACAUUACUUCAAGAGAGGAACCUAUGAUUUAAAAAAGAUUGUAGAAUAUGCAAAUAAACAGGACUUCACUUCUGUUGUAGUUGUACACACCAAUCGCAGAGAACCAAAUGCUCUCUUAGUUAUUGGCUUACCUAAUGGACCUACUGCUCAUUUCAAACUCACAAAUCUUGUUUUACGCAAGGAUAUUAAGAAUCAUGGAGUUCCAACCAGUCACCAGCCUGAGCUUGUGUUGAACAACUUCACAACACGCCUAGGGCAUCGAGUUGGAAGAAUGAUACAGUCACUUUUCCCACAAAACCCAGAGUUUAAAGGUCGACGUGUAGUCACCUUUCACAACCAGAGAGACUUCAUAUUCUUCCGGCAUCAUCGGUAUAUUUUCGAAACCAAAGAAAUUAAAAAGAUCGAGUCUAAAGGUAAAAAAGACGAGGAUGGCAAGAGCGAGAAGGUUCCUGACCACAAAAUAAUUGCCCGUCUUCAGGAAUGUGGCCCUCGUUUCACAUUGAAAUUAGUUAGCCUGCAGCAUGGAACAUUUGACUCUAAAGGUGGAGAAUAUGAGUGGGUUCACAAGCCGGAAAUGGACACAAGUCGAAGAAGGUUUUUCCUGUGAUCUUAUCUUGGAGCUUUGUAUUUUGGAUGGUUUUCUUUUCCUUUCAGCCAGAAUGGACACAAGCCGAAGGAUGUUUUUCCUGCGACCUUGUCUUCGAACUUUGCAUUUUGGACGGCCUUUCUGUUGGAAUAGGGUUAAUCUGGCGAAGAGGGUUCGUAAUCUUAAAGUUGUUGGAAUCUUUUAAGUUAUUUCUGAAUAAUUUUAGGUAAUUUUUUCUUUUUUCAUUUGGGGCUGAAGACUGAAGUCCUAUCACCUUUGUACUACCUUGAUCAAUUUUGACCUCAAAUCUAUAUUUGCUAGACGGGGAAAGAGAACAAAUUCACAUAUUGAAUACCAAUAUAGCUGUAACUUGAGAUGGUAUGUAUGGGUCUACAAAUAGAUCUCUAUAUUUAAUAUUUCAUUUCUGUGUUGAUGCUGC